AUGAAACUUGAAGCUAUGGAAAUGCUUUUCCAGGCGUUGUUGAAGCAAGGCGACAGGAAUAAGAUGGUAACAUGCUUCAAUGCUCAGAUCUUUCGUGGAAAGCAGUGUAACUACCUAAUCAAUAUGUGUUGGUCAGAGAAACGGCUAGGUCCGGCAAGCCAAUCGAAUGAUAUCCUAAAGAGUGCGGAAGAGCAUAAAAUUAAUCAGGAACGACUUCUAUCUUGCCUCAAUACGCUUACUUUGUUCAGUAAGGUCCGGCCUGAACUUCUAGUCAAACAUGCUGAAACUCUCCAACCAUAUCUUUCAAUGAACGCAACGCAAAAGUCGGAAGUUACGGUGCUGAACGAAGUUAUUGGUAUGUUAGAACGAGUUGUGCCUCUCAUGAGCCACCCAAGUGACGCCUUCCUUACCACCCAAGAUCAGACUCUUGCGAACUUGACAACUAAUGCCAGCGGGUACCUUGUACGAGCGAAGAAUGCGCUGAAGACGAUACCUAAUUGCAAACUGGAUGAGCCUAAGGUGUUUCGCAUUGAAAGGUUUCUUUGUGGAGUGGGCGUUAUGGCGCGCUACUUUGACUUUGAUUCCAUCAUCAAAGACCCAGACUUCGACAGCAGGCUGUUUCCUGCCGAUAAUGUUCGUCCCGAUUUCUCCCUAAGUGCUAUCGAAGACAUCAACCAUGACGAUCCAGAGAAGCCACGACGAAUUCGAGAUAAUGUUUUCGAUGUGCUCUUCUAUUUCUCGAGCAGCACUGUUCCAAACCUCCGAUACAAAGCAUUCGUCGCUCUUGGUCAUCUUUGUGCACGAUAUCCUGAGUAUUUGAUGUGUAGAGAUGUGAAGGAUAUGUACCACGUUUUGCUAAGUUCUGAUGAUCCCAACUACACCCAAAUGCGACUACAGGCGCUGCAAAAUCUGGAAGAAUUUUUGAAAUCCGAGGAGUUGAAGCUCAUCAAGGGCGAUCAAAACUUUGGUAAAGGGAAAGAGCAAGAGAAUUUGAAGGAAAUGGAUCAAGCAGGUUCUGGACUUGGCUCAACAGUUAUUCAAAUCUACUGGCAGGCUGUUUUGCAGGGUUAUUUCUCUAGUCAUAGUGGAAUCCGAUGCCAUUCCGCACUGGUGGCGAAUCUUACGUAUACGCAAGGCUUGGUUACGCCGGGUACAUCGAUUGCGACACUGAUAGCCAUGACCACAGAUCCGUUACCGAUGGUUCGAAGUCGAGUAGAGGGGAUGUUGAAGGAUAUCGAUGCAAAAUACGCCGGAAUGAUCCAGACACCCGCCUACACAGCGCGUGUACGUAAGGCUUACCAGCUCCAGUUAACACGAUGCCGUGAAUCCACUCUAAAUGGGUGCAAAUUAUUGUUGGGGGGCGGCGGCGCGGGCGGGGCUAAAUUCGUGCAUGUGAUGUAUCCCCAUAUGCUACCACUGGCGACUGAUUGUUUAGCUCGUAUUGAUCCUUCAACCGGUCUUCCGCGUCAUUCCAAUGAUGGGCAAGCGGUGCUAAGCGGUCUGUAUCAGCGUCUUCGCGGUAAUCGGCAGCAUCGUAGAUCUUUUCUCACUAGUGUCCUAAGGCUCUUCAGCGAGGACUCCAGGGAGAAACUCCGGUUAGAAGAAUGGAUUUUCGUGGCGGAUAACAUUGCCAUGUUCCCUUAUCAGGUUUGCCUUUUGUCUCUUAAAAUUUAA
Cooperia oncophora is the source of this 1674-nucleotide messenger RNA. The record is from the annotation of a GenBank genome assembly. Lineage: Eukaryota; Metazoa; Nematoda; Chromadorea; Rhabditida; Trichostrongylidae.